UAAUUAUGUUACCAAUACCAUUAAAUCAAUAUUUUUAUACACAAAUAUUACAAAAACGUUAUAAUGUACCAUGUUUUAAUUUUCAAAUUUCACGUCAUUUAAAUAAAACGAAUUAUCAUCAUAUAGAAAAACUUGCUUUUGGUAUAAAAUUUAAUUAUCAAAGUUAUUUAAUUAUUAAUUCAUCUUAUACAUCACAUAUGAUUGAUUUAUAUAUCACAUUACCAAAUCAUUUCCCUAAUAUGAAUUCCAUUGAAUUAAUUCCUGGUUAUAUAAAUCAUAUUAAAUUAGAAAUGUUACGUAUAAAACGUAUCAAACAUCAUUAUUACCACCAUCAUCAUCAUCACCAACACCAACACCAACAUCAACAUCAAUCAUUAUGUAAUGAGAACAAAUUUUCAACAAUUAUCUAUGAUGGUGAUUUAAUUAAUAAACGUUUAAUCUAUGGUUCCAAUGAAUUAUGUCAUCGUAUAUUAUCACAAUAUUUAUAUUUAAAUGAAUGUCAUUGUUAUAGUCCUUUCUUACCCUAUGGUUACUAUGGCAACAUACCCAUCAUUAAUAAUAAUAAUAAUAAUAAUAAAACAAUGGAAUAUUAUCCAUCUUUAUGUUUAAAUAUGUCAUUAUUUAAUAAAAAUCAAUUAAUUAAUAAUGUUAAUUGUAUGUAUCGUGUUUAUCAAAAAUAUAAUAAUCUUAGUUUAUAUAUGAAUUUAAUUGAAGCUAAACAAUGUGAUAUUUUACAUCAUUUACCAUAUUGUGAUGAUGUUUAUUAUCAAAAUUUUGGUAUACAUCGUAUUAUUAUGAAUGAAUUAUGGAGUAAUACAUAUAAUGAUGCAAGAGCCACAUUUUUAAUUCGUACAUUUCGUGAUGUAUUUACUAAUAAUACUACUACUAUCAAUAAUACUACUGAUAAUACUACUUAUAAUAAUGAGAAAUUAACAACUCAACAAAUUUUAUUAAAUAUGCGUAAUAAUUUUGGUUUAUUAAUUAUAGAACGUAAUAAACCUCAAGGUAAAUUAGUACGUGAAGAACAAGAAUAUUCAUUAGCACAAUUAUUAUCGGAUAUUGGUGGUAAUAUGGGUUUAUGGAUUGGGAUCUCUGUUAUUGGUUUAUUUGAAUUUAUUGAAUUAAUUAGUUUUAUAUUAUAUACAUUAUUGAAUUACAUCAUUCAUUUAUGUAGAAGAAAUUGAGAAGAUUAAAAAAAACACACAUACAAAC
Schistosoma margrebowiei is the source of this 1212-nucleotide messenger RNA. NCBI's taxonomy places the organism in Eukaryota, Metazoa, Platyhelminthes, Trematoda, Strigeidida, Schistosomatidae. The record is from the annotation of a GenBank genome assembly.